AUGGCCUUCUCAUGCUCAACCUAUACUACAACGCGCGCACUCACCUACUCUUACAUUCAUAUCCCGCCCCAGCUCCCAAACACUCAAUACUUUCUCUUCCUACAUGGCUUCCCCUCUACAUCGCAUCACUGGCGCCAUCAGAUUUCCUUCUUCAAGGCAAAAGGCUAUGGAAUCAUAGCACCAGACUUACUAGGCUUCGGGGAGACGUCAAGACCGACUGGGUUAGAGAUGUACAAGGGUGAGGAUAUGGCAAGGGAUAUUGUUGAAAUCUUGAUGUCAGAGGGCGUUGGAAUGAUGGUGGGCGUGGCACAUGACUGGGGUUGUUUCCUUUUGUCACGACUAACAAAUUAUCAUCCCGAGCGCUUUUCGGCCUAUGCGUACAUCGACCACGGAUACAUGGCCCCUGGCCGUAGCCUCACUACCGCGGCGGUACAACAUAUCAAUAGAUCGGUGGAAGAAAAACUUGGGUUUUCAAUCCUUGGGUACUUCCUUUUCUUUGAUGACGAGGAUGCUCCUAGGCUCCUAGAUGAACAUGCAAAGUCCCUCUACUUUACUACCGACGAAGAGAUCAACAAGAAAUACAAGGGCGCUCUGGGCGGUUUACGCUCUUGGUUGACCGAGGGCAAGACUACCAAGUUGCCAGCCCAUUUGACAUCAGAGGAUCGCAAACAUUAUGAACACGCUUUCUCCAAGGAGAAAGGUGGCUAUGGCCCUGCGAUAAACUGGUAUAGGGCUUCUCUGCGUAACAUUAACGAAGAAGAUGAACGAAAAAUCACAACGGCUGCCCACGUCCUAACGCACCCAACCCUAUUAAUCGCGUCUACGAACGUCAUUACUGCCACAAUGAAUAUUCCAGAGCAGAUGCUCCCUUUCGUGCCCGAUCUCAUAGUUGAGCAAGUUGCUGGUGGACAUUGGCUGCAGCUAGAGAAGCCAGAUGAAGUGAACAAAAUUCUGGAUAAGUUUGUAGCAAGGUUGGGAACCGAUUAA
Fusarium odoratissimum NRRL 54006 is the source of this 987-nucleotide messenger RNA. RefSeq lists its product as uncharacterized. The transcript is spliced from 5 exons. The record is from RefSeq and is a predicted model, not a curated record. Lineage: Eukaryota; Fungi; Ascomycota; Sordariomycetes; Hypocreales; Nectriaceae. Gene Ontology annotation, molecular function: catalytic activity. The coding region runs from base 1 to 987 and encodes 328 amino acids.